Messenger RNA from Lytechinus pictus (painted urchin), 3985 nucleotides. RefSeq names its product enolase 4-like. Bases 121 to 1860 code for a protein of 579 amino acids. NCBI's taxonomy places the organism in Eukaryota, Metazoa, Echinodermata, Echinoidea, Temnopleuroida, Toxopneustidae. The record is from RefSeq and is a predicted model, not a curated record. Gene Ontology annotation, biological process: glycolytic process. Gene Ontology annotation, cellular component: phosphopyruvate hydratase complex. Gene Ontology annotation, molecular function: magnesium ion binding; phosphopyruvate hydratase activity. The transcript is spliced from 12 exons.
CUACUUCAUGUCAAUCGAGAACGUCGAUCGCAGAUAGAUCGGUUGGCAAUUGCGGAGAAACGAAGAAGAUUCACCUUUUAAAUAUUGAAGAUCAAGAAUUGAAGUGAGUUGUAAUCUAAGAUGGCUGCCAGUAGAGCUUCGGAAAGGAGUGCAAGAGAAUUUUAUGAGAUGAAGCAAAGGGCUGUUAAUUUCUACAAAGAGAAUCAAGUCCCAGAGAAGAUUGAGGAAGUUCUCAAUAAUAUGUUCCAUGAAAACCCUGCUGAUGUUUAUGGCUAUUUGUCUGAGUAUUUUGAAAGCAAGGCGAAACCACCAGUCAUUCACAAAGUAAACGGAAGAGAGGUGUAUGAUAGCAAAGGUCAGCCUACAGUUCAAGCAGAUAUAUCAUGUAUCAUCAAAGGAUUGGAAAAGCAUUUCUCUACUGCUACUGCUAGCAGUUACAAUCACUACCCUGAUAAUGUAGCGCUAGAGAAGAGAGAAGCAGAUGAGAAGGAGAGGCUGCAGAACACACAGGCAGCCGUAUCACUGAUCAAUGGACAACUCACUGAAGCAUUAUGUGGUGUCGAUCCUACUGAUCAGAAAGAGGCUGAUGACAUAGUCAUAACACUGAUUGAUAAGUUGAAAGCUGAGGCUGACCAGAAGGAGGAGGAGGAGCGGCUGAAAAGGAUCGAAGAGGAGCUCAACCAGGAGCCGAAGGAGCCUGCUAAGGAGGAGAAAACUGUUUCACCCAAAGGGAAGAAGAAAGCAGGGAGUGCUAGGUCAGGCAUAGUAGCAAUGGAGGAGCCAAAAGAGCCGUUAUACCCAGCAUGCAGUGCAGCAUGCGCCGUAUCUCAGGCUGUUGCCAAGGCGGGAGCUGCAGUGAAGAAGGUCCAGCUGUAUGAACACAUCUGCAAUAUUGCUGGAAAUGUGGAUAUGGACGUAUUGACUAUGCCUAUGCCCAUGGUGAGCGUGUUGAGCUCUGGUAAACCAGCCCCAGGCAAGCAGAACCUCAUCAAAGAACUUUUCAUUCUGCCUAAACCUGGACUGUCAUUGGAAGAGGGAAUGAAACAAGUGACAGCUGUUUAUCACCAAAUAGGAAAGCUCCUCUUUGUCAAGUUAGGGGUCCCAGCCUACUACGUCAAUGAUAACGGAACCUUCACUCCGCAGUAUGAUCGUCAAGAACAGUUCCUAGACCUGGUCCAGGAAGCGGUUACAGCCCUGGAACUAACACCAGGAGAAGACAUCUUUAUUGCUUUAAACUGUGCUGCCCAUGAGAUAUAUGAACCAGAAAAGAAUAAGUAUGAAGUAAUGACAGGAAUGCAGAAGACAUCAGAGGAUAUGAUAGAGUUUUAUGCCGACAUCAUCAACCGAUACCCUGCUAUUGUGGCAUUGAUUGAUCCACUCAGAAAACAGGAUUCUGAGACAUGGACCAAACUUUGCGAGCGUGUUUCGGAGAGGUGUUACAUCAUAGGAGAGCACGUCUACCCACGUGUAGAGAAGUUUGUUCAAGAAGGGUUUGGCGAGCUGGCAGCAAGUGGUGCCUCACUGCGUAUGCGUCAGAUGACAACAGUUACCAACAUCAUAGAGGCAGCUACAAUUAUAAAAGAGGAAGCCUCAAUCACAGCCAUCUCUUGUGUACCUGGUGAUACAUCUGAUACAUUCCUAGCUGAUCUAGCUGUUGGUAUCGGAGCUACAUUUGUCAAGUUUGGUGCUCCAGCAAGAGGCGAGAGGAUCUCCAAGUACAACCGUCUCCUGCAGAUCUCAGAGACCUUGAAGGAGCAAGGUCAGCUUAGAGUCCAUGAGGAGUUUAGCUUCCCCAUCAAGAGACCACCUACUCCAUCCCCAUCAGAGGGACAAGGAAGUGAACAGGAUGGUGGCAAAUAAUAGAUGGCAAUUGAGAGGAAUGGUCAUACCAACAUGGUUAUAAGCUGUGUUCCAGAAUGUUUAUUGACCAUGCCACUUCACAUAUUUUGCUAACUUGAAAUAUUUGAUAAAUUGAAAAUGAAGUUGGUACAUUCUAUAUCUGUGACAAUAUUUGGUUCAUGGACCAAUAGAUGAAAUGCGAUUGUAAAUCAGAAAUUUGAAAGCUCAAACCGCUAGGAUCAAAAAGUUUUCUUUUACAUGCAUAUAGGUCCCUUAUUGUGUACUUAGAUUCAAAACAGAUAUUGAAGUGCAUGCGUUACAGAACCACACAUCCAUUUUUGUCUCACCUGCAUAGCAGAGUGAGACUAUAGGCGCCGCUUUUCCGACGGCGACGGCGGCGGCGGCGGCGGCGACGGCGGCGUCAACACCAAAUCUUAACCUGAGGUUAAGUUUUUGAAAUGACAGCAUAACUUAGAAAGUAUAUGGACCUAGUUCAUGAAACUUGGCCAUAAGGUUAAUCAAGUAUUACUGAACAUCCUGCCUGAGUUUCAUGUCACAUGACCAAGGUCAAAGGUCAUUUAGGGUCAAUGAACUUAGACCAUGUUGGGGGAAUCAACAUCAAAAUCUUAACCUAAGGUUAAGUUUUUGAAAUGUCAUCAUAACUUAGAAAAUAUAUGGACCUAGUUCAUGAAACUUAUACAUAAGGUUAAUCAAGUAUCACUGAACAUCCUGCAUGAGUUUCACGUCACAUGACCAAGGUCAAAGGUCAUUUAGGGUCAAUGAACUUUGGCCGAAUUGGGGGUAUCUGUUGAAUUACCAUCAUAACUUUGAAAGUUUAUGGAUCUGAUUCAUGAAACUUAGACAUAAUAGUAAUCAAGUAUUACUGAACAUCCUGUGCAAGUUUCAGGUCACAUGAUCAAGGUCAAAGGUCAUUUAGGGUCAAUGAACUUUGGCCAAAUUGGGGUAUUUGUUGAAUUACAGCCAUAAAUUUGAAAGUGUGUUGGUCUAGUUCAUAAAACUUGGACAUAAUAGUAAUCAAGUAUCACUGAACAUCCUGUGCGAGUUUCAGGUCACAUGAUCAAGGUCAAAGGUCAUGUAAGGUCAAAGAACAUUGGCCACGUUGGGGGUAUUUGUUGAAUUGCCAUCAUAUCUCUAUAAGUGUAUUGGUCUAGUUCAUAAAACGUGGAAAUAAGAGUAACCAAGUAUCACUGAACAUCUUGUGCGAGUUAUAGUAGUUUUCAAAAUCAGCACUGCUGCUAUAUUGAAUCGCGUGAUGCAGGUGAGACGGCCAGAGGCAUUCCACUUGUUUUGUAUAUAGACUGGUUUAUUGUGAUCCACGAAUGGAACGGGUGUAUAGCUUACCAAUAAAUUAACUACUGGGGUAAACUUGGAGUAAGGCUUACAUACUGUUCAUCACCUAUGUACCCCCACCAGUUUCUCAAAUGUUCAACCACCAAAAUAUCUGUUUAACAUUAUGAAAUAUGCAAAUAUUUGUAUGUUGCAAGAAAUGUAAUGAUUUUGAAGACCAUGGCCAUUAUUCUGAAAAUCAUUGUAUCUUUUAUCUAAUCUAUUCUGUCAAUAACAAAUUUUGAAAGCUUAUUUGGUUGGAAGUGUGCGAAUUCAUGCCCUUGGUCCAAGGCACAAGUCAAAAUGAACAAUCGAAAACAAAUGGUUUAUUUCAUUUUGACCACUGUAGCAAUUCAUAAAUAAGAUAUCAUUUUCAGAAUAUUGGCCAUGUUUGUGAUUUUGUUCUUUAUCUCAUCCUAAAUGAAAUAGGGAAAUAGUAAUAUAUUUGCGUGUACCUCGAAAAGCUUUUAUAUUGAUUUGAUUGGAUUUGGAGUUCAGUUUUAAGUAGCAAGUUGGAAGUAUUUGCAAGAAUGAAUUAAUCAUUAAAUGAAUUCAAUGAUUUGCAUCAAAAAUGCAUUUUUCUCAUGAAAUGUAUCUAUUACUAAAAUAGUUUGCUCUUGAAUUCCUGAAAAUUUUAUCUAAAUUCCGUCCAAGUGGUGAACUUUUAUCACACAUUUUAACCAUGUAAUAUAUUGUACAUAUGAUUAUAUAUGGCUACAACCAUUUGUAAAUUUUGAAAUACAUGUGACAUGUAUAUAUAUAUAUAUUUCAUUAAAUUAUGUUUGAAGAAUGAAAUAUA